AUGAAGCUGCGCUGCGACGACUACGAAGCCCGAUUCAUGGCCAACAUCAGCAACGCCCAGUUAUCCAAGUACUGGGGAAAUAUUGCGUUGAAUCUUUCCCAAGAAUUCAACACGACUGUGACGGGAACGGCGGCCAAGAUAAAUUUCUGCAAGCUCAAGAUCGACUACGCCAAGAUUCAAAAGGCCGCGUCAGCUACUGGAAACAAAUCGGAUAUCGAAUACCCCGUGUACUGGUCCGACAUGGACAUGGUAUUGCAAGGAAGCAGCGAUAGUGAGGACGAUAAUGUUACUCUUACGCCCAACAAACGGCGACGUUCCAACCAAGGCUCAGCGGAGAAGAAGCAAGACGAAGUCGAUCGACAGCGAGCCGAGCACCAGCUACAACCCAGCAGCUUGAAGGAAUCCUCGUUGCGCUGCGCGAAAGUGUAG
Molecule: messenger RNA, 429 nt
Organism: Aphanomyces astaci
Lineage: Eukaryota; Oomycota; Saprolegniomycetes; Saprolegniales; Verrucalvaceae
Exons: 3
Coding region: 1-429 (142 amino acids)
Source: RefSeq, a predicted model, not a curated record